Molecule: messenger RNA, 1545 nt
Organism: Phanerochaete carnosa HHB-10118-sp
Lineage: Eukaryota; Fungi; Basidiomycota; Agaricomycetes; Polyporales; Phanerochaetaceae
Exons: 6
Biological process (GO): proteolysis
Molecular function (GO): aspartic-type endopeptidase activity
Source: RefSeq, a predicted model, not a curated record
UAUACUGUCAAUAUCACACUUGGCGGUCAGCAGUUCAAUAUCCUCCUUGAUAGCGGAUCAAGCGACCUCUGGAUUCAAACGAACCAGUCGGUCAAGAUUGUCAACGACUCUGGCAUCGUGGCUCAAAUCAGCUAUGGCGAGGGCUUCGUCGAGGGACCGAUCCAGUUCGCAGAGCUUAAGCUUGGCGCAUAUACCGUGCCGUCACAAGCGUUCCUUAAUGUCAAUAAGGUAACUACUAGUCAAGAUCUUCCUUCUGGCACGCAGGGCAUCCUUGGAAUUGCCUUCGAUUCCGCUCUCCUAGACUCCACAGAGCUGUACUUGAAGCACUUCUGGGGUAAUGACACCACUCUCGGACGUACCCCUCUGUCGAACAUUUUGAACCAGAAUACCUCGGCCGUCCCCGCCUUUGAUGUCUCUCUCGGCCGCUCUGGAGACCUAGACGAGUACUCAGCAGGUCUGUUCUUAAUUGGCGAGCACGCACCACAAAAUCAAGCUGUCGAGUCGGCUCCUCAGCUGCCUCAGGCUGUCGAGGGGCGGUGGUCUGCCAUUGUCGAGGGCCUCUCGGUGAACGGUCAUAACUACACGUUCAAGACCAAGUCGAAAGUCACCACGGUCCCGCAAGGCCAGCUCGUCGGCUUCCUCGACACUGGUACCAGUCUUCCUGAAGUCCCCGAGGAUGUGGCCGACUUCAUCUACAGCAACAUUGAUGGCUCUGUGAAGAAUGGCGGGGUCUGGUUCGUGCCUUGUGAAUCGGGUGCGAAUUCGACCUGGUAUCUUGGGGGGCAAGCAUUCCCGAUGCAUCCACUAGACCUUACGGUGCUCAGUCCGAUAAUAUGGUCACCGACGAGCGAUGCCAACGUCAAUAUCACAUUCUGCUUCGGUGCCUACCAGAUUGGGACGCCUCCGUACCAAGGUGUCGACAUGGUUCUUGGCGAUAACUUCCUGCGGAAUGUUUACGUCUCUUUCAACUUCGGUCCAGACAUAGACCGCACGCAGAAUGGGACAGGAAGCUUUAUGCAGCUGCUGUCAGUGACGCAGGAAGACACUGCGUGGGUAGACUUUGAACGGUCAAGGAUGGAGACGAUGAUGGUGCUGGGGAACUACAUCGACCCUGCGGUCAUCCAGCAGUUCCCAGGUGGCCUGGACAAUUUGUCCCAGCAGCUUAACGGGCUCGCGCCUGCGCCAACGAACGGCACCAACAGCACUUCGAGCUCGUCUGGCGCGUCCGGCUCGUCGGCCGAUAACGAGGCGGACGGAGAAUCUCGUGUCCUCGGUGCCGUCGAGUCAUCGAGCCCGAGCUCGGACUCUGAUUCGGUCGUCUCCCGGCUUGACAAGUAUGGGCCCGUCAUCAUUGGGCUCCUCGGGGCAAAUGUGGGCGUUAUGCUCCUGCUGUGGGUAAUCUCCCUCGUCGUGUGCACGCGCGGCGUCAUGCGCAGGGGUGUGCAGACGAGGAACCUGCCCGCAAACUAUGCGCCUGUGAGCUUCAAAGACAAGGGCUCGGACGACCCCGAGUACAGCGCACAUGUACACAACUAUUCGGACUGA